GCAAAGCAACGUCUUCAAGUACAUAGCAUCCAAAUCUUCGUUGCAAAGAAUGUGUUUUAGGGUGGAUUGCAAGCAAUGUGGGAAGUACUCGUGGGGUGGUUGCGGCAAACACCUGUCCACCCUCUAUGCCAGCAUUGACAAGGGAAAGCACUGCAUGUGCCGCUCAUGGCCCGCAGUUGUCGUCCCCUCCGACGAGAAAGAUCCCAAGCAACUACCUCCACCUCAUGGACCACCUUCAGCUCCAACUUCAGGCAAGGAAAAAUCUUUAUUGCAGUGAUGGUGGGGCUAUGCAUAAAUAAUUGAGAGGCAAAGAUAUGUUUCAUAAAUAUCCAAUUAGAGUUGCUUGUUUUAAUAAACUUGAUCAGCUAAG
Molecule: messenger RNA, 370 nt
Organism: Rubroshorea leprosula
Lineage: Eukaryota; Viridiplantae; Streptophyta; Magnoliopsida; Malvales; Dipterocarpaceae
Source: the annotation of a GenBank genome assembly